UCAGGAGUGUCAGGACGAUAAUUUAAGAAGGGUAAUCCGUCGUUGAUUUGGUUUAAUUACUGCAGAUUAUCUGACCGUGUCCAGAUGAAGUUGUAAAUAAUCAUAGUCAGGGCAAAACAUAGUUUUCAGUGCUUGAGAAUGAACGUGUUGCGAUCCGUGCCCAGCGUAAUCUGUAACAUCACCAGAUUUGAUGGUUAUGUAGCACGAAAUUAUGCCUUCAAGUCAGCUCUCAAAAUAAAAUGGGUUCGCCCCGAAAAAGUUCCAUUUUACAAGCCAGAAAAAACCGGAGAUCUUGGUUUGAAUUUCAAAGUAACGCCGACAAAUUUUGCUGGUAGAUAUAGCGAGUCUAAGGAAUUGCAAGACGCCGACGAGGUAGUGAAGAAGCUGUUUACGCUGGAAUUUCUUCCAGAACAACAAACAAGAAAAAUGAAACGAAACGAAGCAGUCGCUCUUGUAAAGAGGCACGAAUUGGACUGGGGCUCAAUGGAAGCAAAACUUGCAAAAAUGACUGCUAUCAUUCAAGACAUGCAAAAAACAAUGGAUAAAUUUCCGAGGAAUGCAAUCCUUAAAGUUGAACUGAAUGAACUGAUUCAUAAGCGGAAAAAAUUCCUUGGAUAUUUACGUCAAUGGGACUAUAAACGAUUCGAAUGGAUUCUUGAGAAGCUCAACUUAGUUUAUAAACCAUAUCCUCCAAAACUUCUCCCAGUAACACGGAAAGACUCGCUCCGCAAGCUGACCCAAAAGCAUUGUGAUGAAAUUGUACAAAAGAAAUUGGAUGCUUACAAAGCUGAGCUGACCUCAAAGCAAAAACAGUUCUUCAAAGAAAAAGCAGAAAAACUUGCCUUCAUCAGACAAGAAGAGUUGGCAUGUGGGUUGGAACCUACUGUUACUGAAGAAGAAAUACAACAAGCUAAAAAUAAGUACGAAUCGCUUCAAUGAUUGUAUUUCUUUACCCAAAUAACUUAGACCCUGUAUAUACAUAUGAAUAAAAAUUAUAUACCAAAUAUUA
Diprion similis is the source of this 1009-nucleotide messenger RNA. It is a transcript of the gene bonsai, whose product is annotated as 28S ribosomal protein S15, mitochondrial. Gene Ontology annotation, cellular component: ribosome. Bases 139 to 939 code for a protein of 266 amino acids. The record is from RefSeq and is a predicted model, not a curated record. Gene Ontology annotation, molecular function: structural constituent of ribosome. The transcript is spliced from 4 exons. Gene Ontology annotation, biological process: translation. NCBI's taxonomy places the organism in Eukaryota, Metazoa, Arthropoda, Insecta, Hymenoptera, Diprionidae.